AUCGCGUCAAAAUUAGGCUUCGAUUUGCACAUCUCGAGAAAGCUCUUCACGCUAUUUUUCACUUCCUCAAUGAUCCGCGCGACGCUCGCACUGAAAAACAUCUGGCCGACCUCACUUUGCAUCAGGUUGUCGAGCAUAGGCUUGACCGCCUGCCAGGCGUUCUUGAAACCAUCUUGCUUGAAGAGUUCCAUUCCCGCAAGUUUCUCCAGCGCGUGGCUCAAUCCGUGCGGAACGGCCUGCACAGUAGUUUGGUUCGCCAACAAAAGCGACGAAUCGUUUGCACGACGAGAGGUUGAAGAAGUACUAGACCUUUUUUGCAGCAUGGAGGACGCGGAAGUUGUCGUCACGAGACCGUCGAUCGGCAACUUCGUGAAAACAUCGGACAUGGGAAUACCCUCGAUUGCCUCCCCCAGCGCGCUCCCCAUCAACGCGGACAGAAACCCGCGUAUGUCGUCCCACAUAUGACAGUGCACAGCUCCCCCUUUCUUGCAUGAACACCAACACAAACACCAGCACACGUGGAGCCUGUGCAUGACAAAUUCGAGCGCCUAGUGUAAGUAGUACUGUUUCGGCUUCCGGAAUCUGUCAUGCAAACAGUGCCGCAGGGAAGCACUUGGUUUGGAUUUCUUGCCCUCUUGCAUGACAAACGAGGGGGAGGGAGAGUUGUGCACUCUCAUAGCACACUUGAAUCAUCCAGUCCACCCACG
Messenger RNA from Amoebophrya sp. A25, 707 nucleotides. The record is from the annotation of a GenBank genome assembly. Lineage: Eukaryota; Dinophyceae; Syndiniales; Amoebophryaceae.